This is a messenger RNA of Beta vulgaris subsp. vulgaris (sugar beet), 1638 nucleotides long. RefSeq lists its product as uncharacterized. Gene Ontology annotation, molecular function: nucleic acid binding. NCBI's taxonomy places the organism in Eukaryota, Viridiplantae, Streptophyta, Magnoliopsida, Caryophyllales, Amaranthaceae. The record is from RefSeq and is a predicted model, not a curated record. Bases 1 to 1638 code for a protein of 545 amino acids. The transcript has a single exon.
AUGGAAGAUGAUGAUUUCAUGGCAUAUCUAAUGGCAAAUGGUGUUGGAGAUGAGUAUGACAUGGCUAUGGAAGAGCUGCUGGCCCUUGAAGAACUGCAUUCAAGUAACAAUUCAAAUUCAUGUGAUGAAGCUAACAUAUCAGUGGAUGAACUUCUAUCUUUGGAGGAGGCCAUUAACAGAUUCAGUGAUGAUGAUGAUGAUGAUGAUGAUGAUGAACCAUGGUAUGUCUCUGAUACUGACUCUGAAAAUGAAUUUCAAUAUGAAAUUGAUGAAGAAACUUUAGAGCAACCUAGUGUUGACACAACAACAUCAAAUAAAAAACCAAUGAUUCCUAACAAUAUAAGGGCACAAAUUGCAAUUGAAAUGUUUGAGGCUGCCAUAAAUUUCAAACUUCCAAGGGGUUUCAACAUGUUUUUAGCCGAAAAAUAUGUAGUGCACAGGUCAACAAUAACAAGAAUAUGGAGACAAGCCAAAAAUCAGAAACUCACUGGUGAAGAGGUGAAUGUGUCACAUAAAAAAUACAAGUGUGGAAGGAAGUCUUUAAUUACUGAUGACAUGCUUCUAGCUGUGCCUUUAAAACAGAGGACAACAUUAAGGUCUUUUGCUGCUGCUUUGGAGGUGAGUCCUUCAACAGUUUAUAGGCUGGUAAAAAAGGGUAUCAUAAGAUCCCACACAAAUUCUAUAAAACCAAAGCUCACAGCUGAGCACAAAAUUAAAAGGCUUAAGUUUGUGAUGGGCAAUAUCAUACCCAGGACGGUGAAUGAGGGACCCAAAUUUGACCUUCUACAAAACAUGAUUCACAUUGACGAGAAGUGGUUUUUUAUGAGUAGGAUCACUCAAAGGUUCUAUCUUCUCUCAGAUGAAGAAGAUCCUUAUAGGGCAUGUCAGUCAAAAAGUCACAUGACUAAGGUCAUGUUCAUGGGUGCCAUUGGUAAACCAUGGUUUGAAGAAAAUAGGGAACUCAUUUUUUAUGGAAAAAUUGGCAUUUAUCCUUUUGUAGACAAAGUUCCAGCACAAAGAUGGAGUGCAAACAGAGACAGGGGCACUAUAGAGACCAAAGCCAAGCAACACAUCAACAAACAAGUCAUCAGAGAAAUGAUUAUCAACAAGUUGUUACCAUCAAUAAAAGAAAAGUGGCCAGCAAAUAGGUGCAAAACAAUAUGGAUACAACAAGAUAAUGCCAGACCACAUAUAUUUCCAGAUGAUGCAGAGUUUUUGGAAGCAGCAAGAAAAGAUGGUUUUGAUAUGCAUCUUGUAUGUCAACCAGCACAAUCCCCUGACCUAAAUCUUUUGGAUUUGGGAUUUUUCAAAGCAAUACAGUCAAUUCAACACCAACAAUUCCCAAACACAAUAGAUGAGCUCAUUGAAAGUGUAGAGGAAGCUUAUAAUGUUUAUGAUCCUAGAAUCAUAAAUUACACAUGGUUGCAUCUCAAGCUUGUUAUGUUGGAAAUCUUAAAGGUUAAGGGUGGAAACAACUAUAAGAAUCCUCACAUUGGCAAGAAAAAAUUGGACAGGUUGGGGCAAUUACCAACUGUUGUUCAUGUUCCACAACAGUUGGUAACUGACACAGUCAAGUUACUAGAUGAAGGAAUUGUAUGUGGGCCACCAAAUCCAGAUGAAGAGCUCAUGGCAGAGUAA